AUGAACAAAAAGAGAGUUAUUAAGGAAAGAGCCAAGAAAGAUAAAACUCUCAGUGUGAAAGAGAGAUCCAAGAUCCACAGGCAGAGAAAAAAGAAAUACUAUGAAGAUCUUGAAAGGAGAGUAGAAGAGCUGGAAGAAGAGAAUAAAAAGCUUAAGGCUAGUAUACAAGCGAUUUCUAAAAUGUCUCCAACUAACGAUCUUCUGACCAAACUCCAACAAGAAGAAGACUUUAUGUACUGAGUGCUUCCUAAGAUAGUCACCCAAAAUCCAGAUCAGUUCAGGAUGUCUAUGUAUGAGACCUGUAGAGAUGCAGAGGGGCCCUAUGGAUCUUUACGAAUCCAAGUUAUUAAGGAUUCGUUUAGGAAAAUAAUUGAUAACUUAAUGCCUCUUAAUUUUAAGGUUCUUUUAGCUGCUUUUAGUCAUGUUGAGACAAAGAAGUUAUUUGAUAUGGCGAGAGACAAAAUCAGAAACGAUCGCAUCCUGAGCAAGUAUUAUCGUGCUCAUACUAGAAAUCAAGAUACAGUGAAUAAAUGUGAAGAGAGAACAGAGAAAAGAUGCCGCAAUCGUUAUUUCAUUGAAUCUAGUUUCUAUAAGUAUCCAUUUUCUGAAGCAGUGAUUAGUUGAUGGAGUAAAGUCACUAAUAGGACAAAGAAAUUCUGAUUCACAAUGAGAAAGUUAGUCAAAAAUUUAUUAAAAAUACGCAACCAAAUGUUAAAUGAGAUGAAAGAUAUUCAUAAUUGAUUUUUCGAAGCUAAAAUGUACGAGAGUUAUAGCAAGCAAGAUUUAAUAAACUUCUCUGCCCUUUGAAAUGAAUUCAAAGGCACAGAAAUCAUAGAGCCUUCUUAUUUAUAUGAGCUUGAAAACAAAUCUUCAGAUGAUGAAAAAUACCAAGAUGCUGAAAUUUCCCCAACAGAGAGUUAACCCCUUAAAAAUACCAGAUAUUCAACCACAA
Moneuplotes crassus is the source of this 952-nucleotide messenger RNA. The record is from the annotation of a GenBank genome assembly. NCBI's taxonomy places the organism in Eukaryota, Ciliophora, Spirotrichea, Euplotida, Euplotidae.